AUGGUUUACUUGACUCAUACCAUUUCUAACGAUCGAAUAGAACACGAAAGGGAUAAUAGUGGCGAACGAGUUUUCUCUUCCACUGUUUACGGAACUCGUUGGGCUAUUGAGCCUAUUCCAAGAUAUGAGUUGCCUGAGGGAGAAAUGCCUCCAGAUGUCGCUUAUGAAUUAAUCAAAAGUGAACUUGCGGUUGAUGGGAAUCCGGCUCUGAAUUUGGCAUCAUUUGUCACAACAUUUAUGGAGAAAGAAGCCGAAAAAUUGAUUAUGGAAAAUUCGUCGAAAAAUUUUAUUGAUUAUGAAGAAUACCCUGCUUCUGUUGACCUACAGAGUCGCUGUGUCAACAUUAUUUCUCGUCUAUUUAAUGCGCCGGUAGAAAGUCGAGAAUCCGAAUCCCUGGGUGUAUCGACCGUGGGUUCUUCAGAAGCCAUAAUGUUAUCCGUGUUGGCAAUGAAGAAGUUGUGGAAAAAGAGAAGAAUUUCCGAGGGAAAGUCGACUGCACGUCCGAAUUUGGUUAUGUCUGCCUCAGUUCAAGUUUGCUGGGAAAAAGCAACAAGAUAUCUUGAGGUUGAAGAAAAAUUUGUUUAUUUAAAGGAGGGAGAAUACAUCCUCAACCCUCAAAAAGCUGUGGAUCUUGUUGAUGAAAAUACAAUCGGUGUUUGUAUUAUACUAGG
This is a messenger RNA of Acaulospora morrowiae, 671 nucleotides long. The record is from the annotation of a GenBank genome assembly. Lineage: Eukaryota; Fungi; Glomeromycota; Glomeromycetes; Diversisporales; Acaulosporaceae.